Cannabis sativa is the source of this 657-nucleotide messenger RNA. RefSeq lists its product as uncharacterized. Bases 1 to 657 code for a protein of 218 amino acids. NCBI's taxonomy places the organism in Eukaryota, Viridiplantae, Streptophyta, Magnoliopsida, Rosales, Cannabaceae. Gene Ontology annotation, molecular function: RNA-DNA hybrid ribonuclease activity; nucleic acid binding. The transcript has a single exon. The record is from RefSeq and is a predicted model, not a curated record.
AUGUAUAGUUGGACAAUCUGGAAGGCUAGGAACAAGGUUGUUUGGAAAAAGAAACACUCAUCUGUUAAUGACGUGCUUACUUCUGCACAAGUAGCUCUUGAUCACUGGAAUAAAGCUCACGAUAAAAUUUUGUUGUCAUCAAUCUGUCUGGAAAACAUCGGUGAUAGCGCUGAGUCAUGGACUAAACCUGUAGAAAACACAAUCAAGAUUAAUGUAGAUGCAGCACUCUUUGAUAUCGACAAUAAGUAUGGUUUCGAAAUUAUUGCCCAAAACUAUCUUGGUUACCUUGUUGCAGCACGGGCCGGUUGCCAUGGUGGAAGAUAUGCAGCUGAAGUCAUUGAAGUCAUGGGGAUUAAAAAAGCUCUCAGUUGGGUAAAGACCAACAAUUGGCAACAUGUUCAAAUUGAGACGGCCAAUCUUGUUUCUGUACAAGCUAUUCGAAGCAACCAAGCAAUGAAGUCCACUUUCGCCCUUUCAAUCAAAGACUGCCAACUUUUGUUAUCUACCCUCCCAAAUGUUAAUUUAUUUUUCAUUAGACGAUCAGCAAAUCGAGUAGCACAUUAUGUUGCUAAACAUUCUCGGUAUCAAUCUGACCGUAACAUUUCUGAUAUUUCUAUUUCUGGUGAACUCUUACAUCUUUUGCAUUCAGAAUGCUAA